Calliphora vicina (urban bluebottle blowfly) is the source of this 2776-nucleotide messenger RNA. RefSeq names its product ATPase family AAA domain containing bor (gene bor). Gene Ontology annotation, molecular function: ATP hydrolysis activity; ATP binding; zinc ion binding. The record is from RefSeq and is a predicted model, not a curated record. Bases 64 to 1836 code for a protein of 590 amino acids. Gene Ontology annotation, biological process: mitochondrion organization. The transcript has 7 exons. Lineage: Eukaryota; Metazoa; Arthropoda; Insecta; Diptera; Calliphoridae. Gene Ontology annotation, cellular component: mitochondrion.
AAAAUUACCGAAAUUUUAGAAAUUUAUCAAUUAAAAUACAAACACUCUUAAGUUUUAAUAAUAAUGUCUUGGUUAUUGGGUAGAAAUAGGCCUCAACAGCCCCAAGAAAUGGCUGGUGCUGAAGGCGGUGAUCCUGAGGGUAAAACAGCCGGAGAUCGUUCCGGUGAUGCUCAAUUGUCCAAAGCCGAACGCAAGGCCAUGGAAGCAUAUCGUUUCGAUUCUUCAGCCUUAGAAAGAGCCGCCGAUGCUGCCCGUACUUUGGAAAAGUCAAAACAUGCCCGUGAAGCUUUAGAAUUGUCUAAGGCCCAGGAAAUAACACGCCAACAGGAAUACCAACAAAAAGUAAAAGAGUAUGAGGCUCACAUCGAACAAGCCAAGGUGGAACAAAAACGCAUUGAUCAUGAGGAGAGAAGAAAAACUUUAAUUGAAGAGACCAAACAACAACAGCAACGUGCCCAGUAUCAAGAUCAAUUGUCGCGUAAACGUUAUGAAGAUCAAUUGUCCCAGCAACAGCGUGUUCAAGAGGAAAACUUGAGAAAACAAGAGGAAAGUGUGGCUCGCCAGGAAGCUAUGCGCCGCCAAACUAUUGAACAUGAAAUUGAAAUGAAAGAAAAGAAUCGUUUGAAACUAUUGGAACAUGAAAUGCGUGUCAAGGCCAAAGUUGAUCGUGAAAAUCGUGAUAUUAAUUUGGAGCAAAUUCGCUUAAGAGCCCAAGAGCAACGUACCACCGUUAUGGAAGGCAUCAAAACUGCUGGUUCCGUUAUUGGUGCCGGUAUGGAGGCUAUGCUUACCGAUUGGGACAAGGUACUAACCGCUGCUGGUGGUCUAUCUCUCUUGGCCUUGGGUGUUUAUGCCGCCAAGGGUGCUACCGGUGUUACAUCACGCUAUGUCGAGUCACGCAUUGGCAAGCCAACUUUGGUGGGUGAAACCUCACGUUUUGCCAUGCUCGAUGCCGUCAGACAUCCCGUCAAAUUCAUUAAGAAACUGAAAUCGAAACCUGCCGAUGCUUUACAAGGCGUUGUACUCAAUCCCAAAUUGGAGGAACGUUUACGUGAUGUAGCCAUUGCCACGAAAAAUACACGCAUUAACAGAGGCAUGUAUCGUAAUGUUUUGAUGCACGGUCCCCCUGGUACCGGUAAGACUAUGUUCGCCAAAAAGUUGGCCGAACACUCCGGUAUGGACUACGCCAUUAUGACUGGUGGUGAUGUAGCACCCAUGGGCAAAGAAGCUGUUACAGCUAUACAUAAAGUUUUCGAUUGGUCACAGACCAGUCGUCGUGGUCUUUUGCUGUUUGUUGAUGAAGCUGAUGCGUUCUUGCGCAAACGUUCAUCGGAACAUAUAUCAGAAGAUUUGCGUGCCGCUUUGAAUGCUUUCUUGUACAGAACCUCUGAACAAAAUUCUAAAUUCAUGUUGGUAUUGGCUUCGAAUACACCCGAACAGUUUGAUUAUGCCAUCAACGAUCGUUUGGAUGAAAUGGUCGAGUUCACAUUGCCCGGUCUGGAGGAACGUGAACGUUUGUUGCGUUUGUACUUUGAUAAAUACGUUUUGCAGCCAGCUGCUGAGGGUGCCAAACGCUUUAAAUUGGAACAAUUCGAUUAUGGUGCCACUUGUACAAAAAUGGCUAAAAUCUGUGCUGGCAUGUCUGGUCGUGAAAUUUCCAAAUUGGGUGUAUCCUGGCAGGCCGCUGUCUAUGCUUCCGAAGAUGGUGUUUUAACCGAAAAGAUGGUGUUAGACAAGGCCGAAGCUGCUGCCACUCAACACAAACAAAAGAUGGCCUGGUUAUCGGAACAAGAACGUUUGGAUCACAAAUCUAUCACCGGUGGCAAAGGGGAAUAAGCUGCUGCUAGCUUAAACUAGGUGUAGUAAAAACUGCAGGUUACUAUUUACUAAACAAACAUUUUCCUUAUAUAAGUGUAUAUGUAAACAUAACACUGCUGGUCGUAAUUAAGUUUUAAGUUAAGGAACAAAAAUCAUGUCCCCUCACCCCCCAAAAAAACUUUUUAAAAGUUCUUCAUAACCAAACAAUUUAACACUCAUACAAAGAAAAAAGCAAAGCUUUCUUAUUGUUGAACUCAGGCUUUAAAUUCACAACAACAACAAAAAAAUAAGUCCAACUGCCAAUGCCAACAGAUUCAGGGAAAUUGUUUAAUUUAAGAUUUUUUAUUACUGCCUUUAAAUUAUAACGAUUUUCCCUAAAUUAUUUAAAUUUUUUUUGGCCCAUAAACAAAUCAUUUAAAUUUUAUGUUGUAUAUGAAUAGCAUGUAAAUAAUAUAUAGAUAUUCUUAAGAUUUAUAUUACCAGUUUAAGAAUCUUUAUUAUUGCUGAAAUUUCGUAACUAUUAUACACACCAGUCGUGUAUUUAAAGAGAAUUUAUCCAUAUAAAGAAAGCUUUGUUUAAGUUAAAGUAGCAAAAACGAAAGACUUUAUGUUGUUAAUGACUGCUGGUAAACAAAUUUAAAAAGAAACUGCAUUUUUGUCUAUCCCAUACUUUAGUUCGGACUUUGUGUAUAUAAAGAAAUUUAUAUUAAACUUCUUACGCAUGUUUGAAUUUUGGUAGGGUUUUUUGUUUUAUAUGGCCUUUUUUAGCUUUAAAACCAAGUGAUUUUUUCUGUUGUUUUUAUAUAUAUAUAUAAAAUAAAUGUAAAAUUUUUAUUUUAUCCAAUUUUUUUGUGUUUAUUAUUAUUUUUGUAUUUUGAUUUAGUAGUAGUAAUAUGUUGUACGGAUUUGAGAAAGAAACUGUUAAAAUAAUAAAGAAAUUUAAGAAUGAAAUUGAAAA